Messenger RNA from Topomyia yanbarensis, 1011 nucleotides. Its product is annotated as small ribosomal subunit protein uS7. The transcript is spliced from 4 exons. Gene Ontology annotation, molecular function: structural constituent of ribosome; mRNA binding; rRNA binding. Lineage: Eukaryota; Metazoa; Arthropoda; Insecta; Diptera; Culicidae. The record is from RefSeq and is a predicted model, not a curated record. Gene Ontology annotation, cellular component: cytosolic small ribosomal subunit; ribosome. The coding region runs from base 140 to 805 and encodes 221 amino acids. Gene Ontology annotation, biological process: translation; ribosomal small subunit assembly.
UCAUUUGCCCGGUGUCUGCCGUAGACACGUGUUGUAUUUCUUGCUGAUGGUGCUAAUUAAACUUGUUAAAAAAGUAGAAUUUAAUAGUGUUAUAAAGUGAUAGCUGUUGUAAUAACUUGGUUGAAACGAAAGCUCACUCAUGUCGGAGGUUGAAGCGUUUGAAAGUUUUGAGGGCGACAAUGUCCAGCCCCAGGUAUUCGAUCAGGCACCGGUCGUCCAGCCAGCGGAACUCCCGGACAUUAAGUUAUUCGGACGCUGGAGUAGCGAUGAUAUCCACAUUUCGGACAUUUCUGUAUCGGAUUACAUCGCAGUGAAGGAGAAGCACGCCAAGUAUCUUCCCCAUUCGGCUGGUCGGUAUGCCGCUAAACGGUUCCGCAAGGCCCAGUGCCCAAUUGUUGAGCGUCUCACCAAUUCGUUGAUGAUGAAGGGACGCAACAAUGGUAAAAAGCUGAAAGCUGUCCGAAUCGUGCGCCAUGCGUUCGAAAUUAUGCAUCUGCUAACCGGGGAAAAUCCGCUGCAGAUUGUGGUGCAGGCCAUAAUCAACUCGGGGCCACGUGAAGAUUCGACCCGUAUUGGUCGUGCCGGUACUGUGCGUCGUCAGGCCGUUGAUGUUUCCCCACUGCGGCGCGUGAACCAGGCUAUCUGGCUUCUGUGCACCGGUGCUCGCGAGGCUGCUUUCCGCAACAUCAAGACUAUUGCCGAAUGCUUGGCUGAUGAGUUGAUUAACGCUGCUAAGGGUUCCUCUAACUCGUACGCCAUCAAGAAGAAGGACGAACUGGAACGUGUCGCCAAGUCUAACCGAUAAACCGUUACGGCAAGGCACAUGUGGCUGUCGAGCGAUACGCUUGUUUUUGGGGCUGGUUUCUAUCUCCCCCUCCCCAUUUUGAAUGCACGUUUUACAACGUGUUUCUGCUUGCGCAAAUUUAAUAACCAUCAAAAUUAACAACAUCCACAGCAAUGAUUCUGUUGCGCGCUAGAAUGUGAAUAAAAAAGGCAUAACGUGAAGAUUCA